GCGAAGAUGGACAAUGCGGGCGCUGCCCUCGCUGCUUUCUUCAACGAGGUUACGUGCCCUGAGUUCAAGAUCGACAACUUGCCUACGAUGAUGGACUGGCUGACCAAGGCGGAAGACCCUCAAUCUACCCUUCUUCGGAUGCCAGAGGAUGCUCGCGCGAAGAUGCUCUCGGACUACGAAAUCCAGAUGAACGAGUUCGCCUCGCAGUUGUGGACCCUCUUGUUGAAUCUGUGCCAUAGCUGGCUCGGGAAGACUGUGCUUAAGGAGGGAUUCAAGGCUGCCAAGCUCGAGGGCUCCUACUUCGAGACCGUCAAUGUUUCCGGGUACGGCAAGAAGUGCUCUGGGAGGAUGGCCAACAUGUCGCGGGCACGCUUUGCUUCAGUUGAGCACGAGGCAAUGGACAACCUCAAGGACCUUUUCUCUCGUUUGCCACAGUACUCAGUUCUGAAGCUGGAGGGUCUUACCCUUGAGAAGUGCAUCGAGUGGCGGAUCAUCCAAGAAGUCGAAAUGAAUGUGCCCUGCGCUUCGGAACGCACGGUCAAACAUUCUGGGUAG
Messenger RNA from Prorocentrum cordatum, 555 nucleotides. The record is from the annotation of a GenBank genome assembly. NCBI's taxonomy places the organism in Eukaryota, Dinophyceae, Prorocentrales, Prorocentraceae.